GCAGGGAGCGACCGACGCGCAGCGACACGACCCCCGGGCGCGUUGCGGUGUGUGUCGGUGGACACCUUUUAUCCGUCGACCAGAGGCAGCUCGCUCUCUCCCGGAGCUCCGUGUGUGAAUGAGGUUGAUGCUGCUCUGCUGCACCUGGAAGGACGAACGCAUGGGAGAGGAGGAAGCUGGAGGAAGUUUGCCCGUGUGUGCGGGAUGCAAACAGAGGAUCUACGAUGAGCAGUACCUCCAGGCCCUUAACAGUGACUGGCAUACCGUCUGUUUCAGGUGUUGUGAGUGCAGCGCUUCGCUGUCACACUGGUAUUAUGAAAAAGAUGGACGGCUUUUCUGCAAGGAUGACUACUGGGCCAAAUUUGGGGAGCUGUGCCAUGGCUGCAAUGACCCGAUCACCACCGGCCUUAUUAUGGUCGCAGGGGAACAGAAAUAUCACCCAGAAUGCUUCACGUGUCUGAACUGCCGAGCGUUCAUCGGUGAUGGAGACACAUACGCUCUGGUGGAGAGAUCCAAACUCUACUGUGGUCACUGCUACUACCAGACCAUCGUGACCCCAGUGUCGCUGCCGGACUCACCAUGCUCACGGAUCCCUCACACGGUCACCCUGGUAUCCAUCCCCGCCUCCGCCGACGGCAACAACGGACGCAAAGGGCGUGGUUUCUCUGUGGCCAUUGACCAGCCGCUCAGCCCGACCAACGGCUACAGUCCUGAACAUGGACACACUGUCAGAGUCUCCCAGGUGGAUGCAGACUGCAUCAGCCCAGAUGUGAAAAAUUCCAUUCAUGUUGGAGACCGGAUCUUGGAAAUCAAUGGGACGCCCAUUCAUAACGUUCCUCUGGAUGAGAUUGACCUGCUGAUCCAGGAGACCAGCCGGCUGCUGCAGCUCACCAUCGAACACGACCCUCACAGUCAGCCAGGGCUGGAGGGAGGCUCCUCAGAGGCUGAGGACCAGGUGGACGGCCCGCUGUCCACCCCACUGUCAGAGGGUCCCAGCCCCAUCCUGCCCAUCACCCAGCCCCCCAAUCCUGACAUCAGCAACCUGAAAUCUCGCAUCAUCACGCGAAGUUACAGCACUGACAAGUCACCUGGCUCCAGCAAUGCAGCGUCACCGAUCUCCCUGAGGAAGGACAUCAAUCGAUCAGAGUCGCUCCGUGUGGUCUCAAACCGGACUCACCGCAUCUUCCGCCCAUCAGACCUCAUCCACGGAGAGGUGCUGGGAAAGGGAUGCUUUGGACAGGCCAUAAAGGUGACACACAGGGAGACAGGGGAGGUGAUGGUGAUGAAGGAGCUGAUUCGCUUUGAUGACGAGACACAAAAAACAUUCCUCAAAGAGGUGAAGGUCAUGCGUUGCCUGGAUCACCCCAAUGUGCUCAAGUUCAUCGGCGUCCUCUACAAAGACAAGAGACUCAACUUCAUUGCAGAGUACAUCAAGGGAGGCACCCUGAGGGAAAUCAUCAAGAAAAUGGACUCAAGCUAUCCCUGGAACCAACGGGUCAGUUUUGCUAAGGACAUAGCUGCUGGGAUGACAUAUCUGCAUUCCAUGAACAUAAUCCACCGGGAUCUGAACUCUCACAACUGUCUAGUCCGAGAGAACAACACAGUGGUGGUGGCAGACUUCGGCCUGGCUCGACUCAUGGUGGACGACAAGCACGGGGAGAAGUUGACGCAGGGAAAGCUGACCGGCCUGAAGAGGCCUGACCGCCGGAAGAGAUACACUGUGGUGGGAAACCCGUACUGGAUGGCUCCAGAGAUGAUCCAUGGGAAGAGCUACGAUGAGAGAGUAGACAUCUUUUCCUUUGGUAUCAUGCUCUGCGAGAUCAUCGGCAGGGUGAACGCUGACCCCGACUACCUCCCCAGAGCGACAGACUUUGGACUGAACAUCUCUGGUUUCCUGGAGCACUACUGUCCCCCUGACUGUCCCCCUGCCUUCUUCCCCAUGGCUGCUUUGUGCUGUGACCUCGACGCAGACAAACGACCUGCUUUCUCCAAACUGGAGGAGUGGCUGGAGAACCUGAAGAUGCACUUGGACAUCGGUCUGCCCCUGAUGUCUGAGGUGGACCAGCUGCACAAGGCCUUCUGGGAGCACCACAGCAAAACACGUCCCGAGAACGGCCUGCACACCCACCCCGAACAGCCAGAGUAGGGCUGAGCACAAUGGGGACGAGUGGGGUGUUAUCGUUAACCCCACAAGGGCAGCGACCGCCUGCCCGGAUCGGCACAGUGGUCGGAGGAGUCAUGUAAAUACCCCUCCGUAUUUGCGGGAGCAGACUGGCUCAGGCUUAAUGAAUAGACUCAGGGGGAAAUUGUGAAUCUGAGAAGCCACCUGUGUGAGACGCACACAUACUAACAUUCAAAGUAAAAUCAAGAGACAUUAAUUAGAAUCGCUUGAUUCUGCUGCACCUGAAGCUAAAGUGGAACGUGUCGUCAUAUGCAAUCAGACCUGACUUUCAAAUCAUGAAUCAGCUCUUGAAUCGUGUAGAUUUAACUCUAGUGGUCACACCAGUCAAGAAUGCUUACUGUACUUACUGUAGUGUGUAUGUUCAUGUGGAAGUAUAACCCCACACCCACCCCCCAAAAAAAUCCCAUUGCAUACAGCAGACCUUAACUUUAGGCCUCUACAGAGUACAUUGUGCAGUAGGUGUUUGCAGGUGUGAGCUUGGUUUGGUUUUACUUUCUGUUUGGACGUCAAAGACGAGGAGCCUGUGUGUCCUUUAGAGGUUCACAUCAACUCGUGAAGCGAACCCUUUCAAGCUUUAACUAGUUCACAGAAGAGCGCAUGACUGUAAAUAAUGCUGUCAGGUCAAAUCCUGGUUCUUCGUGUCCCUCUGACCUCAUUUGGUCACAAACCACUAAUCUAGUCGUGCCGCUGCCCCUCUCCCCUAUUUAUUGUGUAGCACUGACUUUCCAUUGAGGUACACACCUUUGGCAUAGAUUUGGUACGUUGUCUCUCAGUUUUAAGAGCUGUUAACGUAUCUCAUCCACACCAACAUUUAAACGCAUACGAGUGUUCAUAACGGCGACAUUGUAAAUGUUUUAAAUAUAGUAAAUGUACAGACAUAUUUUAUAUACAUACGCUACAUUGCCAUAUUUUUAUUGGCCGACCAGAAAUUGAGAGGAGAGGUUUGACUGCAGUUAAGGGCACAGCUGAAAGUUUUCUUUUUUUUUUUUCUUAUUUCUUUCUUUCCCACUUUUUCUCUCUACAUUUUCACCACUGUGGCAGGUUUGGGGCUUUUACCGUUCCAUACAUGUGCAAUCGUAACCCCUAAAAUAUCAUUUUAAACUCAGUAAAUGUUACAUUUUGUGUUUUCUCUCUAUCCAAAAAGCUGCAGUCACCUGGGAGUUCUCAUGUAGCCACAGAUGUGCGCUGGAAUAAACUUAAAAAUAAUACUGUGUCAUCUAAUCACAUCAAAUGGCUUUAAACUAGCUAAAAUGAUAAGAGUACAUGUUAUGAUCAACUCUAAUUAUGUGCGAUGUUUUGAGAGCAAUCAACCAGUUCUUAAGGAUUCACUCUUAUCUCAUGUACUGUACAGUAAGUUAAGGUACUGCCUCAUCAUGUCAGCCGUCUGUCCACAUGUCUGUCUCUUGUUUACAUGUAAGUGCUGGCUGUAAAUAUCACUGUACUCCUUCCAUUGUUUGCGUGCAUCCUCAAAAAUAAUCUCUUUCGCACCUUCUAACGUGAAACAAUUCAAAUCUUUUUCUUUUUUUUUCCUUUUUUUAAAUUCCUGCUGAUGUUUUCAUGAGCUGCAUGAUGUUCUAGCUAGGUUUGUCCAGCUUCUAAGCUGAGCUGUUUUUGUCUCUAAAUUAUUUGAGAUAAAAAAAAAAAAAAAAAAAGACAAAAAAGUAACCAGAGAAAGCCGGGCUAAAAAAAAAACAAACAAAAAAAAACUGCAUCUCUUUUUUUUAAUAGCGAUAUACCCACUGAAAUCCUUUUGUACACAUUUGAGUACUUUUAUUUGCACUAUAUAACCAAGUGGCUAGUUGAAGCCAGGUUUAUUUUUUGUUUUUUUUCUCUUGGGCUACUUGUGAUAAGGAAAUAAUGUCAGUUCAGGUUGAAAUAUGAAUGCAAGACACUGAUAGAGCCUUCUAACUUUAAAAAAAUGGGAUCCGGGAAAUUCAUCCUCUCGAUAGCAAACUGGACCGUGUUAGGACCACGUUCCUGAUUAAGAUGCAUUUAUGUGUACAGUUCAACUUUUAAUUCCUGUUUUUGGCAGCAGAUUAGUUGACCCCUUGUAUAUCUGAGGCAUUAUUGAUAAUAUUUUAAUUUCAACACCAUUUUUUUCUACCUGAAUAGACCUAAAGUUCCCAGACUUUUGCUACCAGGAGGAUGAGCUGUCCCGGCUCUGCCUGCUGCCUACAGACCGGUCCUUUGUGAAUGAUGUUCUGUGUUGUUUCUGACUGCUUGUUCCAUGUGUGAUGCCCACAGAGGAUGUGACUACUGCUGGUCUUUCUGAUAAUAGAGCACUUCAACUGGCCUUCCUCACCUCUUCAUCAUACUCUUUUUGGCUCAGGGCCGUAAUAUUCCGGAGCUUUCUUCUCGAUUCAGUUAAUUCAGCAGCUUCGUAGGAAACCACUCCUCAGCACUAACACUGAGAAAGCAUGUAAACCUCUGUCAGUACGCAGGCUGAUAACACAAACACGCUUCUGUAAAGUGAGCCCCUCCUGGUUUAUGUGUUCGUCCGUGGGCACAUUUUCUUUCUCCAUCCCUGUCUGAGCCGUGUCGAGCAUGUUAGAUGUGGUUGUGAGGGCGUGUUGAUGAUCACUGAGAAUGUCGCCGCAGCACUUCUUUGCAAAGGAUCGUUACCUCUGAACAAUGCUGUGCCUUUGUUGUAAGCUAGCCUUGCCAACGAUUUGAAAACAUGAACUGAUUUCCUUUUUUUUUUGUUUUUAAAUGUAUCAUAAGUGCAAGCCUGAUUCAAGUGGAUUGAUUAUCAUUGCUGAAACCACUUUGUAUGAGAUUUCAUCUUGUUCUGUAUCGUAUUUAUAUUUUCCAGAGCUCCAUUGUCAGUUUUAAUAUUUUUUUUGUGUGUUAUUUAGUUUUUUGUUUUUUUGUUUUUUACACAAGCUGUGAAAACAAUUCUGCACUUUAAUCCUGAACAUUUAGACUCUGAGGAGGCAACUUUUUUUUUUUCAUUUUGU
Molecule: messenger RNA, 5139 nt
Organism: Archocentrus centrarchus (flier cichlid)
Lineage: Eukaryota; Metazoa; Chordata; Actinopteri; Cichliformes; Cichlidae
Gene: limk1a
Product: LIM domain kinase 1a
Exons: 16
Coding region: 119-2146 (675 amino acids)
Biological process (GO): positive regulation of stress fiber assembly; protein phosphorylation; actin cytoskeleton organization
Cellular component (GO): neuron projection; cytoplasm; nucleus
Molecular function (GO): protein serine/threonine kinase activity; ATP binding; protein binding
Source: RefSeq, a predicted model, not a curated record